AGAAGAACUCUUGAACUUCUUGGGUACGCUGGCGACGACGACGCACAGGAGACAGAACAUGAGGGUGUUCAAAAUUCUCCCGAGCUACCUCCGAGAUCCGCCGCCGUUGAAGAUACCAGCGAGCACUGCCGCCAAGAGUCCAGGCGCGAAGAAGAUUGCGAUAAGGCUUGUUCGUUCGGUGAGUUUGUUGAAGGCGGCCUGCCAGGUCUGGGUGCUUCCGAGUGCAGCGAGGCUGAAGAAGGUACAGGCACGCCGGCCGGGUUCCAAGACUCGUUGCGAGAGUGGGCAAUAGAUCAUGGAAUUAAGAGAAGGCCACUGACAGCUCUCCUCAAGCUUUUAAGAAGUCGGGGUGGAAUGCCCGACCUACCGAAUGAUGGACGCACGUUGUUACAGACACCUCGCAGACCACAUGAGCAAUUCCCCAUCAGAACUGUGGAACCAGGGAAAUACUGCCAUUUUGGACUCGCUGCUGGGUUGCAACAUGCAUUGUGUCAUGUGGAGAAGUUGCCAGCUGUACUUUCCCUCACUUUUAACAUAGACGGCUUGCCCUUGUCCAAGAGCUCCAAAAUGCAACUCUGGCCUAUUCAGUGCUUGGUUGGUGGGAUUGAUGAUGUAGCACCAUUCCUUGUUGGUGCAUUUGCAGGGCACUCGAAGCCAAUGUCUUCAAACGAUUUCUUAGUUACUUUCGUUGAAGAGCUGCAGGCACUGCUUUCACAAGGUGUCACUGUCAAUGGCAGUCUCGUGCAAGUCAAGAUGCGAUAUGCCAUUGUUGAGUUCUUGGGCCUUGAGCAGGUUGAGGUCGUACCAGCCUUGUGGGUCGACGAUGACCGCUGUGCAUGGCCGAAGCAUAUCAAAGGAGAUAAAGUGACAGCAAUGGUGAGGAAGGCAGCACCGCCAGAUGCAUUGUGGCAGCAGUUUGAUGUGUCCGUCAAAGGGCUGUUUGCAACAUACGAACAAGCACGAAAAAAACUUGAACGCAGCCAGUACACCUCAGACCUGAGCAGCGACAACGAAAUGCCCCCAGGCAAGAGAGUGAGAAGGCCGCCUCCCCAAUGGUCAGAGUCUGAUGCUGACCCAGCACCAGCAAGGCCGACUAAGAAAGUUCAACGGAGAGUUCCCACAGUUCCAAGUGAUUUUCCACAAGGUGCAACCCAAGACACUUAUUUUCCAGCCAUGGUCUCUUCUGUUCAAAUGCAGAGUAGCAGCUCUACGGGGAGUGAAAAUGCAGGCAACCUGCCUGAUCACCCAGGGAGCAGUUCUGAUGACCCCUGUGUGCACGGUGACAGGCAAUCACGAGCAUCCUCUUUUGAAGCCUUCGAUGACUCCAACCUUACAGACAUAGUUACAGACAUUGGGGGCUCACAAGAAUCAGUCUCUUUUAAUGAAGGGCAUCAGGCAAGAGGGAGAGAGGAUCCACAAGACCAGGAACAAGGGUUCAAGCAGCACGUCUUGAGGCUCCUCAACAUUGUCCGUUUCACGGUCCAGCAACAUGGGGAAAUGCUGAACAAGCUCUGUGAGGUCCUUCCAAGCCAUGCAGUCGUCGUACGCCCCCGUCUCGUCGAACAACCGUUCAACAAGCUAGACGACCUCUUUGCCUUUGACAAGACGUUGGUGAACGAAAAGGCGGCGAUGCUUGUCCAAGAAUUCAGGGAACUCGGAGGGAAAACGGCCAGCAAGGCGACAAAGAGCAUGCUAGCGCACCUGCUCGGCGACCAACUAGCUGCACAGUUUUCGUGGGUGGGCCGGAAAGGCAAACAGAACUUCUCGUCCUUGAGGACUGCCACUGCAAUUGUGGCUGCUGGAAGGCAGCUGCCGGGAGGAAAGGAUGCCAUAGAAGAAGCCAUCAAGUCGUGGCUCCGUCACGCACCUGAGCGCAUGGCCGGAAAAAAAGAAAACCGAAGAGAAGUCGACCAAGCUGACGAUUCCGAGUAAACGGAGCCAGCAACCGGAUCUGCAACACCGUCCGACGACUGCAGCAAGCCGCACCAAGGCAUUUACUUGUCUUUUUAUUUUUAUUUUGAAGUAGUGACAAUGGUUUUUGUUGUUUUAUUCAUUGGAGAGGCCACUUCUUUGUUAUCUAAGUGCACCUUUUAGUCAUUCACAGCUUGUUUGUAGUUUGGUUGUCUAAUUUUCUUGGACCUUUUACCUCCCGAUAUGCCAGCAAAGGAGGCUGAGCAUAACAGCGUCCAACACUGCCAGGUGGCCCAUAGUUUGUCUCCAUCUAAAGUGGACCGCAGCAGACGCUUUAAGCCAUCGCACCAAUCUAGUUGCAGAGGCGUGACAUAUAAACUUGCAGUUGAACGCCAGAUUAUGUGGCGCUUGUAAAGGCCCGUUCACACUCUUGCGACCGAGUAAGUCCAAGA
Molecule: messenger RNA, 2363 nt
Organism: Ixodes scapularis (black-legged tick)
Lineage: Eukaryota; Metazoa; Arthropoda; Arachnida; Ixodida; Ixodidae
Exons: 12
Coding region: 355-1932 (525 amino acids)
Source: RefSeq, a predicted model, not a curated record